AUGGCGGAUGCAGAUUUAGAUGCGAAGGUGCUCCGACAGGUGGAGUACUACUUCGGUGACAUAAAUCUUCCCAAGGACACCUUCAUGAAGAAAACCUUGGAAGAAAACGGUGGCUGGAUGCCCUUUGACAUUUUGCUAAAAUUUAAAAGACUCAAGCAACUGUCCACUGAUAUUGAUGUUAUAAAAAAUGCGCUGAUGAAGUCAGGUUUAGUUGAAGUAGGAGAAAAUGGUGUUCGUCGUGUUCCAUCCAAUCCGGCUCCAGAAACCCUCUCUGAGGCUCUCACAAUUCAUGGAGAUAGAGCUCUCUAUGUGAAAGGAUUCCCUACUACCUUAUCACUUGAUGAAAUAAUUUCAUGGCUUGAGAAUAUUGCCGGAGAGACGUACGAUGUAUUUUGCAAACGUUUUCCAAAUAAGGUGUUUAAGGGAAGUAUUUACGUCACGUUUAAGGAAAAGGAGGCUGCUGACAAGUUCAUGACCUCUCCGGAUUGUGCUGAGUUUAAGGGGAACCCUCUUCUUCGCAAGUGGUACAAAGACUACUUGGAGGACAAGAUAAAGGCGAAACAGGCACGAAUUGAAGAGAAGAAUAAAAAAAAUGACCGUAAGAGGGCUGAGAUUGUUUCCAAGAUGACAGCUGGUGCCCUUAUUGAGUUUACGGGCCUUCCCCCCCAAGUGCCUAGGGCAGAUAAAUCAAAAUCGGAGAAACCCACUGAUGAACCUGAUGACAAGACGGCCGGGGAAUUCGAUGAAAGUGAGAUGGAAAAGGAUUUGGAAUGCAAAGUAGAUGCUUCAGUUUGUGAAAAAGGUGAUGGAAAUCGACAGACAGUCUCGCAUCUCAAAUCAUGGAUAAGUGAAAAGUUGGACGCCAGCAUUCCUGUUGCUUGGAUUGACGUCGACUCCUCGGGAAAUAAGGCGAUAAUCCGUUUUAAAGAGGCUAAUUCUGCUUUGUCGGCUCUUGAAAAACUUACAAAAGCAUUUGAAGGAGGCAUAAUUGUGUACAAUGACUCCCAAAUUAGUGCUAGAUUGAUUGAAGGUGACGAGGAAAUUGACAUUUGGAGAAAAAUCCUGACUACCAUGAAGUCCAAAAAGCGAAAGGCGGGACGAUCCAAUGGUGGGAAGUUCGGGAGCAAACGUCGUCGUCACAAUUAA
This is a messenger RNA of Echinococcus granulosus, 1146 nucleotides long. RefSeq names its product Lupus La protein. NCBI's taxonomy places the organism in Eukaryota, Metazoa, Platyhelminthes, Cestoda, Cyclophyllidea, Taeniidae. Gene Ontology annotation, molecular function: RNA binding. The transcript has 9 exons. Gene Ontology annotation, biological process: RNA processing; positive regulation of translation. The record is from RefSeq and is a predicted model, not a curated record. Gene Ontology annotation, cellular component: cytoplasmic stress granule; nucleus; cytosol. The coding region runs from base 1 to 1146 and encodes 381 amino acids.